Messenger RNA from Rhopalosiphum maidis (corn leaf aphid), 911 nucleotides. RefSeq names its product protein takeout-like. The transcript has 5 exons. Bases 77 to 829 code for a protein of 250 amino acids. Lineage: Eukaryota; Metazoa; Arthropoda; Insecta; Hemiptera; Aphididae. The record is from RefSeq and is a predicted model, not a curated record.
GAACUCCUCACAAAUUAAUAAGACGUUGAUAGAAAGAGAUUGGAUUUUAUCUAGCUCUUAAUAAAAUUAGUUCAAUAUGGCAAUUAAAUUAAUCGGAUUUUUUUUAUGCAUAAGCAUGAUUAAUGAAAUAUCAAGUCGAUCAUUGCCUUCAUACUUCAAACCAUGCAAGCGAGAUGACCCCAACAUUAAUGAAUGUUUAAUGAAGUUAAUGGAAAACAUUCGACCCUAUAUUAGUAAAGGAAUACCAGAAAUGCACAUAUUACCUUUAGAUCCGAUGAUGAUACCAUCUGUGACUUUGAAUCAAAAUUCAGCUGGUUCAGUUAAUUUCGUUGCCUUGUUUACAGAUUUGAAGGGUUACGGAGGAAAAAAUUUUCAAAUUCAUAAAAUUAAAGCUAGUAUCAAAAAUCAAUCUUUGGAGAUUGACUUAAAUUUGCCUUUGUUCAGAAUCGAAUCCAGAUACGAAGUCAAUGGACAAAUAUUAGUACUGCCUAUUAAAGGAAAUGGAAAAUUCAUUGGAAAUUUCACGAACGCUCAUGCAAAGAUUAAAUUUGAAUUAAAAUUUGUUGAAAAAAAGAACCACAAAAACUUUAUUGAAAUUAAAAAAAAUAAAAUAAGUUUGGAAUUAGGAGGAGCAAAAUUACAUUUUAGUAAUUUAUUUAACGGCAACAAAGAAUUAGGUGAUCAAACAAACCGAUUUAUAAACGAGAACUGGACGGAUCUGAUGCAGGAAACAAGACCAUUGAUUGAAGACACUGUGGCUGCUAUAGUCCUGGGUAUUUUCAAACCCGUAUUUGAGACAUUUAGUAUGGAUGAUCUAUUUCCAGUCUAGGUGACUUGACAAUAGGACAUACAUAAAAAAUUUCGGUUAUUUACGUUAAUUUUAAAAAUUGUGUGAUAUUAUAUUGAUUUAC